GUCCUUUAUCGUUCCCAAUCCAUAUAUCUCUAGUGUCUACGACGCUAACCUAACCUAACCCAUCAUCUAUCUAUCGUCUUCUCGCGAACGCCGAAAACCAUACCAUAUUCUCCAUCCAUUCGCAGAGCAAUAAUGGUGUGCAUACGCAAAGCAACGAUGGAUGACCUGUUUGCAAUGCAGGCCUGCAACCUCUUCUGUCUCCCUGAGAACUACCAAAUGAAAUACUACUUCUAUCACAUCCUCUCUUGGCCCCAGCUCCUCCACGUCGCCGAGGAUUACGGCGGAAAGAUCGUUGGAUACGUGCUUGCCAAGAUGGAAGAAGAGACCACGGAGUGUCACGGCCACAUCACUUCCCUCGCCGUUCUCCGUACGCACCGUAAGUUAGGGCUUGCGACAAAGCUCAUGACCGCUUCACAGAACGCCAUGGAACAGGUGUUUGGUGCGGAGUAUGUGUCACUGCACGUGAGGAAGAGUAACCGUGCAGCGUUCCAUUUGUACACAGAGACACUUGGAUACCAGAUCCAUGACAUAGAGGCAAAGUAUUAUGCAGAUGGAGAGGAUGCAUAUGAUAUGAGGAAGCAGUUGAAGGGGAAGAAUCAGCAUCAGCAUCAGCAUCAACAUCAACAUCAGCACCAUCAUCACCACCAUCAUGCUGGUGGUUGCUGCUCUGGAGAUGCAAAAGCUGAAUGAAGAAGGAAGGUAUGAUUUAGUUGUAAAAGGAUGGUUGUCAUGAUUGCAGAGUCACUUGUUUCUGUACACUUGGUAUUUGAAUUUGAGGCAGGCAAGCUGUCGAGGAACUUUAUGCUAAUGUGCAUUUUUUAUUGUUAGUGUUGAUUUGGUGCCAUAUGUUUUUCAAUAAAAAAGCUGAUAAUGUUGUGGUUUCUUGCUGAAA
This is a messenger RNA of Lactuca sativa (garden lettuce), 892 nucleotides long. RefSeq names its product N-terminal acetyltransferase A complex catalytic subunit NAA10. Gene Ontology annotation, cellular component: NatA complex. The record is from RefSeq and is a predicted model, not a curated record. Gene Ontology annotation, molecular function: protein N-terminal-serine acetyltransferase activity; protein-N-terminal-glutamate acetyltransferase activity. Gene Ontology annotation, biological process: N-terminal protein amino acid acetylation. NCBI's taxonomy places the organism in Eukaryota, Viridiplantae, Streptophyta, Magnoliopsida, Asterales, Asteraceae.